AUGCCCACCGCAGCCGAGUAUCUGGGCUACAGCCUCAUCAAUCUCGGACCGCUGACGACGACCUUCACCGCCGCUCCGUCGUGUGCCACCAGCCUAGACUACAAAUGGAUCGCCUCGCAACAUCAGGGCGAUUCGGAGGCCCAGAUCUAUGGGUAUCCGACGUGCGGUGCGCCCAAGUUCGAGGGCUGCAUCCCCAACGGCAAGGAAUGGGACUCGAGCCUCGCCAAACUCUCGGCAACGCCGCAUAACGGCAACGUCAUGUACCGCUCUCCAGGGAUCUACUGCCCCUCAGGCUGGACGACGGCGGGGACUAUUGUCGGAGGAGGCGCCUCGGGGAGGAGUGCCUCGGGGGUGUUUACCGCGCUUCAAUCCGACGAUGAGCCAGACGGCGGUGUCCGACACGUGUCCAUGAUCGAGGCGUACGUGAAGCCGCUCGAAGAAUCGGAGACGUUGGCGUGGUGCUGCCCGAGCGGCUGGAAGGCGGACUCGGCGGCAUUCUGUUCAUCAUCUAUCGGCCCUCUGUCGCACAGCUACUCCGAGGUCUGCCUGGUCCUGAUCCCAACCGAAGACGUUGUCACGGUGACGAGCUUCCAGGGCGCGUCCCUGACGCAACCCGUCGUUCUCAUCACCGGGACGGACACGAGCUACCGCACGAAGACGCGCAAGAUCGACCCCUCCGACACGUCGGGCCUGACUGUUGUGACGGCUGCGCCCGUGGUGGCUCUCGUGUACCAAAAGUCGGACAAGGCCCAACAACGGACGCACAGCGGGUCGACGGCCGCCUCGGGGCAGCAAAGUGGCAGUGCCACGGCAGAGUCAGACGAGAAAGAUGCAGCUCCCAAUAUCAGGCCAAGUCUGUUUGGGGUCGUAACAGGCGCACUCGUCUCGGCUUUGCUGGGCGCUGGUCAAUUCACUUAA
Purpureocillium takamizusanense is the source of this 918-nucleotide messenger RNA. RefSeq lists its product as uncharacterized. Bases 1 to 918 code for a protein of 305 amino acids. The record is from RefSeq and is a predicted model, not a curated record. NCBI's taxonomy places the organism in Eukaryota, Fungi, Ascomycota, Sordariomycetes, Hypocreales, Ophiocordycipitaceae. The transcript has 2 exons.